Acomys russatus (golden spiny mouse) is the source of this 770-nucleotide messenger RNA. It is a transcript of the gene Vkorc1, whose product is annotated as vitamin K epoxide reductase complex subunit 1. The coding region runs from base 46 to 531 and encodes 161 amino acids. The transcript has 3 exons. Gene Ontology annotation, molecular function: vitamin-K-epoxide reductase (warfarin-sensitive) activity. NCBI's taxonomy places the organism in Eukaryota, Metazoa, Chordata, Mammalia, Rodentia, Muridae. Gene Ontology annotation, biological process: vitamin K metabolic process; peptidyl-glutamic acid carboxylation. The record is from RefSeq and is a predicted model, not a curated record.
CCCCGUGGCUGGUUCUAUCUCCGUGGCCCCGGCUGUGGUGUAGACAUGGGCACCACCUGGAGGAGACCCGGACGCGUGCGGCUUGCACUCUGCCUCGCUGGCUUUGCGCUCUCGCUGUACGCGCUGCACGUGAAGGCGGCGCGCGCCCGCGACCAGGAUUACCGCGCGCUCUGUGACGUGGGCACGGCCAUCAGCUGUUCGCGAGUCUUCUCCUCCCGGUGGGGCCGGGGCUUUGGGCUGGUGGAGCGCGUGCUGGGGGCCGACAGCGUCCUCAACCAAUCCAACAGCAUAUUUGGUUGCUUGUUCUACGCCGUACAGUUGUUGUUAGGUUGCUUGAGGGGACGUUGGGCCUCUGUCCUGCUGGUCCUGAGCUCCCUGGUGUCCAUUGCUGGCUCCAUCUAUCUGGCCUGGAUCCUGUUCUUCGUGCUCAAUGACUUCUGCAUCGUCUGCAUUACCACCUAUGCCAUCAACGUGGGCCUGAUGCUGAUAAGCUUCCAGAAGGAGCCAGAACACAAGGCCAAAAAGCACUGAGGUCCCACCUCAUGCCAGGCCAGCUUAAUCUGCUUCGUCUGUCUUGGCAUGUGAGCCUUGUCCAAGAGUGUUGUCUGAGGGGUCCCUAGAAGGCCCUGCCCUCUUCUUUCAGAUCCCCCUUCAUAACCACACACAGGAUAAUGACCGAAUGUGCCUCUAAGUUCUGUCCCCAAGGGCUGCUUUCUACUAUGAGCUAAAGAGAAGGAUUUUUGAAUAAUAAAUUUUCCUAUGUUGGUCAA